GUGAAUUACUAUGUAAAGGCUAAUAUCCAGGCAACAGCUAUUACUGAUUCUGCAAAUCUACAGGAAAGUUGCACAAGAAUAAAUAUAUGUGCAGAACAGCCAAUUGAAAACAUGAAUAAUGAUUUGGAGACAUUGAUUACUUCUCCAGAAAAAAAGCUGCAGACAAAUUGGACGGAACAGAGAUAAUAAUUGCUAGAUUCAAUUGGCGAGGAAAAUUUUCAUCAGGGAGAUGACUAAAGUUCGAUUAACCAUGGAGGGCCUUGAGGAGCAAGUGAAGGAAAUGAUGUUGAGAAUGGAUUCCUUCCAGUCUCCUAAGGCUGUCAUGAGUAGUGACAUGGGCCAAAUCAAGGAAAUUUUAAACAAGUUUCCUCUGUGCUCAAUGGACGAACUUCGAGAAGUGGAGGAUAGUCUAAGAAACAACAAGGAUGUGAAAACACAACUGAUUUUGUAUUUGGCUAGGACAGGUGGAAAAUGUGCUAAAUCUGUCACAGUACAAUUGAUUAAAUUGAUAUUUGAUGAUGGCCUGGCUAGAGAGUUCAGCUGGGCAGGGGGUAAAGGAAAGCACAAGUAUUGCGAGCUUGUGCUGUGCGAUAUCAUCAAUGAAACUGUUCUAAAGAACUUACCUAAUGAAACCAAGUUUGCCAUCUCAGAGGCUACAAAAAGCUGGCUGAGGCAUGCCAGUGAAUGGUAUACAAGGAGGGGCAAUCAACCAUCUAACAUGGACUGA
Ctenocephalides felis (cat flea) is the source of this 727-nucleotide messenger RNA. RefSeq lists its product as uncharacterized. The transcript has 4 exons. Lineage: Eukaryota; Metazoa; Arthropoda; Insecta; Siphonaptera; Pulicidae. Bases 230 to 727 code for a protein of 165 amino acids. The record is from RefSeq and is a predicted model, not a curated record.